Messenger RNA from Meloidogyne enterolobii, 580 nucleotides. The record is from the annotation of a GenBank genome assembly. Lineage: Eukaryota; Metazoa; Nematoda; Chromadorea; Rhabditida; Meloidogynidae.
CCUCCAAAUAUUUUCUAAAAAUAAAAAAAAUUCUUUUCAAUUUUUAAAACACCAAAUUCCUCCUAAAAUGUACUUAAAAGAACAACAAAUAUAUUUAAAUAUUCAAUUAUUAUUUUUUAUUUUGGCUGUCAGUAGUUUUUUGACAACUAAGGGAAGUGAAGUAAAACAACGAGAAAAUAAUAAAUUGGAAUAUGAUAAAAAUGAAAUUGAGAGGCAAAAAGAGCAAUUAAUUCGAGAUUUGAUUGCCUUAACACGUGAAAGACAAUAUUCCCGAGACUGGCAACAAUUACAGCAACAACAAAAUUUUCUUAACAGUUUUGGCCCUUCCCCACAUUUAUUCCCCUCUUCAGGCAUUGAAUGGCCACAACAAAAAAUAUUUGUUGAAGAAGGGGAAGUAGAAGAACCUUUAGAGGAAAAUGAGAAAGAAAAAAGAGCACAAACUUUUGUUCGAUUCGGAAAGAGAGCACAAACAUUUGUUCGGUUUGGGAAAAGGGGACAGACUUUUGUUCGAUUUGGGAGAGAUUCAAAACAUCAACAAAAUUUGUCAGAUCAGAAGCAGUUAAAAAACGACAAACAAUAA